This is a messenger RNA of Homalodisca vitripennis (glassy-winged sharpshooter), 3219 nucleotides long. RefSeq names its product acyl-CoA-binding domain-containing protein 4. The record is from RefSeq and is a predicted model, not a curated record. The coding region runs from base 128 to 1273 and encodes 381 amino acids. Gene Ontology annotation, molecular function: fatty-acyl-CoA binding. The transcript is spliced from 9 exons. Lineage: Eukaryota; Metazoa; Arthropoda; Insecta; Hemiptera; Cicadellidae. Gene Ontology annotation, biological process: fatty acid metabolic process.
AUAUUCUAUCGCGAUACAGUGUUGGUGAAUUGUGAUCAGUAGCCUUUUGCCAUAGAUUGACAGUUGUGUUGUGACAUAUUUGAUAAUAAUAAGUUUUAAUAGUGAAUGCAUUAAUAAUUCAUCUAUCAUGUCGGUUCAAGAAAAGUUUGAAAAAGCUGUCAAUGUGAUUAAAAAUUUACCCAAACAUGGUUCCUACCAGCCCUCUAAUGAAUUACAACUGAGGUUCUAUGCUUACUAUAAACAAGCGACUGAGGGAUUCAACUACCACCCACGGCCCAGCUUCUGGGAGGUGGUCAAGCGUGCUAAGUGGGAUGCCUGGUCCAAGCUGGGCAACAUGAGUAAAGAGGAGGCGAUGAUCCACUACGUAGAGGAACUGCGCAAGAUUGUGGAGACAAUGUCUUACACCGAUAAUGUAGCAAAUUUCCUCAACUCUUUGGACGACUUUUAUGAGAACGUCCCUGUCGAAGACUUGGAGAUGCUGAUGGGCCCCAUCAUUCAACAAAUAAGAUCACGGCCAAACUCUCCUCUUAGCGGAUCACCCUUGGCAUCACGUGACACAUCACCCACUAGGACUUCCUCCUUUGACGAUACUCAAAAUCCAAGACUGAGAAGGCCUCCAGCGCCACCUAAUACCAAAAGUGUCAUCAGCGGUAGCUUAGAGACAAGUCCUACCAGCAGCUACUCUGCCUCACCCCUCCCACCAGAUACAGACGAUGAAGAUGAAAAUUUUCUGGACACUGAAAUGGAGCCCGAGGGAAAAGACUCAACUAAACCGCUGUGCCCCUCAGAUAACAGUCCAUCUGAACUUCCCGGAAACAAUCCUUCUGAGGAUCAGCUGGAUACACACCAACCACGACCAGUGCCAGUUGGUAAUAAAGACCCUGCUGAGAGAAGAAUGGCAUCAGAACCCACUGUUUCACUUGAAGUGAAACAAGAGAUUGUGGAGAUAAAGAAGCGUUUACAAUCUAUUGAGACCACGAUUCAGUCAGAGCCGUGUACUCCCGCUGCAACCAAUUCCGUCCCAGGAGGAACACCAGUAGGUGUUGUGGGAGUCAACGUGUACAGAAUGGUGGUGGUGCAGAUGGGGAGAGAGGUGGACAUAUUGCGACAGCGCAUGGCUGAUUUAGAAGAACAGAACCAACGCGAGAUAGAAGAAAGAAACGCAACAUGGAGGCCCCUAGGAUUACCUAUGCAGACCACAAUUUUCCUGAUGGCCUGGCCUCUUCUUAUGAUAUUUUUCGCUAAAUGGUUGAGUGAAAGAAGAAAUCGUUAGCUUUCUCCUCUUUAUGACAUUAGAAGUUGGCAAUAUUUUUUUGUAAUUUUUAAGUUGUGUUAAUCUUUGAUUUAUGUUACCUAAUGUUUAUCCGACAUUAUCAUUUAUGUACUGGUUUAGACACCAAAGAAAAUGACUUCUAAUGCUCCUUCAUGUAUUGAUUUUUAUUCACAAAAACAUAUCACAACUUGUAUAUUCAACUUUUAGUGUUUGAUUGUUUUGUUUGUCAUAAAAGCACAUUUUAAGCUGCAUAUACCUAAUUUAGGUUCUGACUGAUUGAAUUAGCCUUCGCUAUAAAUGUUUUUUUGUUGCAGUUUAAUUUCAACUAAAUAAAUAGUGUUUUUAUAAUAUUUGUUACACUAAGUUAAGUUAUCACAACUGUCAUUAAAGUUUGUGAUAGUUUUAUUCUUGUUUCUGUGCUGUAUGUAUUAUUAAAUCCGGAGCUCAAGAAAUGUGUAUAACAAAAUUCACAAUAGUUAUAAUGAAUAUUUUGUAAUUCACACUGAUGUAAAACCAUCACAUGUUUCAAGAUAGCUAGUUUGAGGAGCAACGAAAUUUUUACCACUUUGAUGUUUCUUCUAGUUUAUGUUUAAGAGUCAUGUAAAGCUGUGUUGCUUUACAAAGCUGUGAAUUUGUGAUAUUUUAAUAUAGUUAGUGGUAUUGGAUAUUAUGAAAAGAAAGCAUAUAUAAUGACAACCUUUUUUACUCACAUAGUUAGUUGAAGUAAUGUUUAAGCAAUUUUAGUACAGCUUUUCCUAACACAAGCAACACCAAUAGCAUUGGAUCUAGUAGGUAUGGGUCAAGUAAUUGUGUUCAUUUUUAUUUGUGUGAGCAGAGAUCUGUUUUCAAAUAUCCAGGUUUUUAUGUAACUUUCUAGAUUGUUGGAAUUCACAGUCUCCAAAAAUAUUACAUAUUGUAAAAGGUGCUACUUCAGAUGUCUGUAUAUUGUUACAAUUAUACUGUUUGUGAAAUAUUCAUUUUCAUACAUAAUUAAUAUGAAACUCUUAAGAUGUUAAGAUAUGUAGAUGAAAAGCACAGAACUAUUCAAUUUCUUUCCCUUGGAAAAUAUCAAACAGAUUUUUCAAUGAUCAGCAAAAUCUUGAUGUUUGGUGAAAUCAUGCCUCUUGAGAUGUGCUGUGUUCUUGAAAAUCACGUAAAAAUUCAUGUAAAUUACAUAUAAUUUUUAUUUUUUCAAUACAUUUGAGGAAGUUCAAGGUUAAUAGAAAGGAAACCAGCAUUUUCCAUUAGUGGUAAUUUGGCCUGUAAUGGUAACAUUCGAAGAAAACUAUGCACUAACUUUUGUUUUUUACUAACACUAUUACACCAAAAUUUGCAUUUUAAUUAAAUAUUCCAAUACGUUUUCAACCUUGGUUUAAAAAUCAGUAAUUUUGUGUAAUUUGUUUGAAAUUUAUAACUCACAAUCUUUACAACUACACCAGUUUUCUAUUUCAUUGAGUUUAAGCAUAGACCUUUAGUAAUUUAUAUUGAAAUUCAGCCCAUACAUUCCUUGGAUAGAUUUUCAAAAUGUAAGUUAAAUAAUCAAACAAAUAUUUAAUUAUUUAUUGUUGGUACAAUAUUCUAAAUAUUCAAGUCAGUUUUCUGGUGCAAUUACUUCGCUGUAAUGAACCUUUUUUUUUCAUUGACAUAUAACAGCCAACUUUCUAGAAGUAGUUCUGAAUCAUGUUGAAUAUAAUAUAAAACCGAGGAAAGAACUCAGAACUGUAAAGAUAUGAUUAGGGGGUUGUCUAACUAAUUGACUUUGAUGUGCUAUUUUACUAUGCUGCUUUGACCUACAUAUUUUGAUUAAAGUUACUGUAAUUUUCCAUUUCAGUACAGUUACUACACGUUUAAUACAUAAUAUUGGAUGUAUGAUAUUGUAAUGUAAAAUAUAUUUUUGUACACAAUGUUAACUGUUAAUUAAAGUUUAGCGUUGUUUGUUUUUUUUA